Molecule: messenger RNA, 1016 nt
Organism: Rotaria sp. Silwood1
Lineage: Eukaryota; Metazoa; Rotifera; Eurotatoria; Philodinida; Philodinidae
Source: the annotation of a GenBank genome assembly
AAAAUUUUGUGCAUAAGCUAGUCUUACUGAGACCUUCGUCUAGGCAAAAUUUUCAAACCAAAACUCAACAAUAGGACUUUAUCGAAAAAUUGGACCGAUACAGACAAAAUUCAUCAAAAAAGGUUAAUAUAUCGGUCAGCACGAACCAUUUGAGAAGGUAUUCUAGUCUAUUGAAUCUGGGCGUAGAUCGAGCAGCUCGAACUCGGUUCGUGUUGAACUCUGACUCGACUCAACUGUGGCACAGUCAGGCACAGGCUCGGUACAUGAGUUUGGACACGAGCAAAAUAUGAAAAACCCCAUAAUAGGAGUACUCUAAUGCCUUCUAUUCACAGUUAUAGUCAAUUUACUAGAAACUUAAGUGAGAGGCGCGUAUAGAUCAAGAAAUUGAAUGCUAGUAUUUCGACGUUCAAUUGAAUGUUUCAUUGGGGAUAUAUUGAAAUUCUGGUUUUUGGAAACUCAAUAUAUUGCUAAAGAAACAUUCUUUUGAGCUGAAAAUCUCAAGGCAGACCGAAAUACUCUGAAAUCAAAUUUAUUGUUCCAGAAUCCAUGGUGAUUGUGUCCCCCCGACCACAUCUUCACCUUUCCACAAAGGAAAAGUUAGAUAAAAUUCUAUAUCGAUUUGAAAACAAAAAAUUUUUCUACUUAACAACUCUUAUACUUCUUGCAUCAUUUUAGACUUCUUAAAAUGUAUUGUCUAUAUAAAAUAAAUACUUUGUUUUUCUUUUCUUCUUUUUAUUUUUAGUUUUAAAAAAUUAUGUAUCAAAGGUUAUCGAAUACUUCGUCGUCAAUAUCGUCAAAUUGUUUGUUUAUUUAAAUUAAUGAUGAAUUGUGAUUUAACUGAACUUAAUAGUGAAGCUGAUAUGGCUUAUCUUCGACAAACAUUUGCUAUUGAUAUUGGAGCCAAUGAACAAGAAGCAUGUGAUCGAUUUGAACAAGUUUUACUUGAUUCAUAUAGAUCAAGUUUAAAAACACGUUUCGAUUGGUUUUUUCAUGCACUUAAUCAUAUUAAAUCAUAA